AUGACCCCCACACCUCCGUCUGCUGCGACAUCAUCCUCGGGCCAUUCGCCCGAGGAGCAGUUUAGGGUGGUUCGUCGUCGAAAUAGGGUGCCGCUCAGUUGCUAUCCAUGCCGUACAAGAAAGUUGAAAUGUAACAGGGGAACUCCGAGCUGCGAGAAUUGCGUAAAGAGAGGUGACACACAGUCAUGCGUUUAUGCUACUCCAUCAAGCCGGAGGAAAAAUCAAAGUAGUGCUGGAGCUUCUUCGACUCCUGAUGAUAUGCAGAACCGUAUUGACCGUCUAGAAGGUUUAGUCCUAAGUUUGAUGCAUGGCGGCGCCAAUAUCGACGUUUCUACCGCUUCAGCUACCGCGCCUGCAGCUCCAUCCAACACUGAUAGCUCUUCACCUCACAUCGAACGAGAAGAUGAGGGUGCUAUGAGAGAUGAAGUCGAACCCGAUGAUGGCGACAGCGAUGUAGACGAUGGGCUAGCCACCUCCUUAGGUGUGCUUAAAGUCGACGCGGACAAAGGGAAGUCAAUGUACAUCGGACAGGAACAUUGGCAUGUUCUCCUAGCCGACAUUGCUGAAGUGAAGAACUUCUACUCGUCUCAUAAGAAAGAGCUCGAGAACAGCUAUCAAAGAGUUAUGUCCUCAAAACCAGCAACUGCACGAGACUCGCCUAUUUUUCUGUUGUCUGCUCCGCCAGCCACCGAAGUCGAAUUAAGAGCAGAACUCCCUUCGAGGACAGCAAUAAUGACUUUGAUCUCAAGGUAUUUCAAUUCUUUGGAUACUGCAGCUAGUAUAGUCCAUGGGCCUACGUUUCAGCAGCAACUACGAAGUCAUUGGCAAGAUCCGUCCAAGUCAACUAUCAUGUGGAUAGGUCUCCUCUAUGCUAUGUUAUGUCUUGCAAUGCUUAGUUAUCACAAGGUAGGGGACGAGCCUCCAGAGUGGAAAGGUAGGUCAUUGGAACUUGCAGCAGAAUACCGAUUACGAACGGUACAAUGCUUGGUAGUAGCGGAUUAUACCAAGCCAGUCGAGUACACAGUGGAAACGCUCCUCCUUUAUUUAUUUGGCGAGUAUUCUUCCCGUUGGGACGCGGAUCUUUCACUUUGGAUUAUCACAGGUAUCAUCACAAGGUUAGCUUUUCGGAUGGGUUAUCAUCGAGAUGCAGACUGGUUCCCUUCAGUUACACCAUUUCAAGGAGAAAUGCGGCGUCGAACAUGGGCUUUACUUCGUAUGGCGGACAUCGUGUUCUCGUAUCAAGUUUCUCUACCUACGAUGAUCUAUGAGCACGAUACCGACACGAAGCUCCCCCACAACAUAUUUGACGAAGAAUUCGGGCCUAACUCUAAAACUCUUCCGACAUCUAGGCCCAUGUCAGAACCAAGUCCGAUUGCUUAUAUGAUCGGUAAGACCAAACUAUGUAUUGAGUUUGGAAGUAUCCUCCAAGCCGUCACACGAGUGGGCAAGCAAGUCAGCUACGACGAGAUCCUACUUCAUGAUCGAAGACUCCGUGAAAUCAUGGAGGAGUUUCCACCACAUCUAAAAAUUCGUUCAUUAGAGGGGUCUCACGAUCCGGUAACACUCAUUAUCGCGAGGUUCAACUUAGACAUCCUGUACCAGAAGGUUAUGUGCAUGUUACACAGGAAGCACAUGAUGCGUGCUCGACAACAUCCACGAUAUGCCCACUCCCGCCGUAGCGCGAUUGAGGCCUCGUUGCAAAUUUUGAAGCAUUUAAGAACGAUAUAUCGCGAAUGCCAACCAAACGGCCGCCUUCGCUCUAUGAAAUGGUAUAUCUCGGCCACAUCGAAAGACACCUUACUUCCUACUAUGCUGGUUGUUCUCGAUCUCCAUCAUGACCAUGGCCCGCAUAGCAAACGCCAGGGCUGUCAGGCCGGGGUUUUCUGGACACCCGAGCAACGACAGGAAAUGCUCGCUUCUCUUGAAGAGGUCUCGGAGAUUUGGAAGUCUUUGUCACACGAAUCAGUAGAAGCUUACAAGGCUGCAAAUAUUCUUGAGAUCAUGUUAGGGAAGCUCAAGAAUCCAGAUACAGGUCCGGCCGGCGCAGGAGGAUCAUCAGUACCACCGGAAAGCCUCUUUUCCUUCGGUGCUGAAAUGCUACCCGAGCAUUCUGCUGCUAUGACACUCGGUAUGCUCUCCGGAGGCGUGACGUCCGGUAUCCAGUCCCCUGGUGGAACCACUUACCCGAAUAUCGAUCUUGGUCUCGGGACAGGAACGGGGACUGGGCUUACGCCCGAAUUCCAGCCUGAUACUGGUGGCAUUGUCAAUAAUGCUGCAUCGCCAUUCUCCAUGUUCACUACUAUAGGCGGAGGAGGCAAUAUGGCUAUCGAUAAUAAUAACUUCGACUGGGACGCCUUUGAGAACUAUGCGCAGACUGCAACUUGGGGACCAGACCAAUCUUCAUUCCAGUUCUUCGCGGGGAAUCCCGACCAGCAAUCCCAGCAAGAAUCCUCAGAUGGUUCUUUCACCUUCCUGAACCCAAGCACGCCCGGCUCAUAG
Messenger RNA from Annulohypoxylon truncatum, 2499 nucleotides. Its product is annotated as fungal-specific transcription factor domain-containing protein. Lineage: Eukaryota; Fungi; Ascomycota; Sordariomycetes; Xylariales; Hypoxylaceae. Gene Ontology annotation, cellular component: nucleus. The record is from RefSeq and is a predicted model, not a curated record. Gene Ontology annotation, biological process: regulation of DNA-templated transcription; DNA-templated transcription. Bases 1 to 2499 code for a protein of 832 amino acids. Gene Ontology annotation, molecular function: DNA binding; zinc ion binding; DNA-binding transcription factor activity, RNA polymerase II-specific. The transcript has 5 exons.